AGUUCUCUCCAGUUUUUUUUCUCUCAGUCUUCUCCAGUCCCAGUUUUCUCUGCAGUCCCCGGUCUCUGCGCCUUCUCUCCAGCAUGUCUGAAAAGAUCGACACGCUCCCUGCCUACGAGGCGCCUGAGAAGCAGGAUGGGUUCACCGUGGAGGAGGACGGGCUGAAGCGCGGCGAGGUGACCGAUGCCUUUGGCAACGAGGAGAUGGCAGAGAUCAAAUACAAGACUUUAAAAUGGUGGCAGUGUGGAUUGCUGAUGAUCUGCGAGUCGGUCUCUCUGGGUGUCUUGUCCCUGCCGGCUGCUGUGGCCACAUUAGGGCUUGUUCCGGCCAUCAUUCUUAUCAUCGGAUUGGGCCUGCUGGCCACCUAUACAGGAUACAACAUCGGCCUCUUCCGCGAACGAUACCCUCAUAUCCAGAAUCUGGCGGACGCUGGCGAGAUCCUGAUGGGUCGGUUCGGCCGUGAGCUGUUCGGCCUGGGCCAGUUCCUGUUCUGCAUCUUCGUGAUGGGCAGCCAUCUGUUGACCUUCCGGGUGAUGAUGAACACCAUCACCGACCAUGGGACGUGUUCAAUCGUGUUCAGCGUGAUUGGCAUGGUCAUCUCCAUGGUGUUUUCUAUUCCGCGGACCAUGAAGGGCAUGACCUGGAUAUCAUUUGCUUCCUUUUUGAGUAUCUUCACGGCCGUGAUGGUCACCAUGAUCGGCGUGGGCGUCGAAAGCCACCCCGGACGGAUCAUCGAGGCGACCACCCACCAUAGCCUGUACACCUCCUUCUCGGCUGUGUCGAACAUCGUCUUCGCCUACUGCGCACACGUCGCCUUCUUCGGCCUCAUCGCCGAGAUGGAGAAGCCCAAGGAUUUCACCAAGUCCCUGUGCAUGCUGCAGGUGUUUGAGAUUUGUCUGUAUACCACUGCUGCCAUUGUGGUGUACUACUUUGUCGGUACCGAGGUCCAGUCUCCCGCUCUCAGCUCGGCAGGGCCUUUGUUGAAGAAGGUGGCCUACGGCAUUGCCAUUCCUACUAUCGUCGGCGCUGGCGUGGUCAACGGCCAUAUCGGACUGAAAUAUAUCUACUUCCGAACCUGCCACAAGUCGGACCUCAUCCACAGCCGCAGCCGCCGCAGCGUGGGCAUCUGGAUCGCGCUGGGCCUGUCGUGCUGGCUUGUUGCCUGGGUGAUCGCCGAGGCGAUCCCUGUGUUCAGCGACCUCAACGGCCUGAUCAGCGCCCUGUUUGCCAGUUGGUUCAGCUACGGGCUGAGCGGCGUGUACUGGCUGCACCUGAACUAUGGGCAGUGGUUUGCCGGCCCGAAGAAGAUUGCCUUGACAGUGCUGAACAUGACCAUUGUCUUGAUUGGCCUUAUCCUCUGUGUGUUGGGACUGUAUGCUUCUGGUACCGCCAUCCAUGAAGAUGCUGCCAGCUUGAGCUUCAGCUGCAGCAGCACAUAAUGAGUUUGCAUAGUAAGUAUAGCGAUGAUGAAUGUAUUAUAGAUUAGACGUAUAGAAUAAAUAGACCAUUUCGAAGAU
Penicilliopsis zonata CBS 506.65 is the source of this 1517-nucleotide messenger RNA. RefSeq lists its product as hypothetical. The coding region runs from base 84 to 1439 and encodes 451 amino acids. The record is from RefSeq and is a predicted model, not a curated record. Lineage: Eukaryota; Fungi; Ascomycota; Eurotiomycetes; Eurotiales; Aspergillaceae. The transcript is spliced from 5 exons. Gene Ontology annotation, biological process: amino acid transmembrane transport. Gene Ontology annotation, cellular component: vacuolar membrane. Gene Ontology annotation, molecular function: amino acid transmembrane transporter activity.